Propithecus coquereli (Coquerel's sifaka) is the source of this 1350-nucleotide messenger RNA. It is a transcript of the gene SLC16A11, whose product is annotated as solute carrier family 16, member 11. The record is from RefSeq and is a predicted model, not a curated record. The transcript is spliced from 4 exons. Gene Ontology annotation, molecular function: monocarboxylic acid transmembrane transporter activity. Gene Ontology annotation, biological process: transmembrane transport; monocarboxylic acid transport. Lineage: Eukaryota; Metazoa; Chordata; Mammalia; Primates; Indriidae. The coding region runs from base 1 to 1350 and encodes 449 amino acids.
AUGACCCCCAAGCCCGUCGGACCCCCGGACGGGGGCUGGGGCUGGGUGGUGGCAGCCACAGCCUUCGCGGUGAACGGGCUCUCCUACGGGCUGUUACGCUCCUUGGGCCUUGCCCUCCCUGACCUCGCCGAGCACUUUGACCGAAGCGCCCAGGAGACUGCGUGGGUCAGCGCCCUGGCCCUGGCCGUACAACAGGCAGCCAGCCCAGUGGGCAGCGCCCUCAGCACACGAUGGGGGGCGCGCCCGGUGGUGAUGGUUGGGGGUGUCCUUACCUCGCUGGGCUUCGUCUUCUCGGCUUUCGCCCGCAGUCUGGUGCACCUCUACCUCGGCCUGGGCCUCCUCGCAGGUUCCGGCUGGGCCCUGGUGUUCGCUCCAGCCCUCGGUACCCUCUCGCGUUACUUCUCCCGCCGUCGAGUCUUGGCUGUGGGGUUGGCGCUCACGGGCAACGGGGCCUCCUCGCUGCUCCUGGCGCCCGCUUUGCAAUUCCUCCUUGAUACUUUCGGCUGGCGGGGCGCCCUACUCCUCCUUGGCGCCAUCACCCUCCACCUCACUCCCUGUGGCGCCCUGCUGCGACCUCUGACCCUCCCUGGCGACGCCCCGGCCCCACCCCGCGGCCCCCUAGCUGCCCUCGGCCUGGGUCUCUUCACUCAUCGGGCCUUCUCAGUCUUUGCUCUGGGCACGGCCCUGAUUGGGGGCGGGUACUUCGUUCCCUACGUGCACUUGGCCCCCCACGCUUUAGACCGGGGCCUGGGGGGGUACGGGGCAGCGCUGGUGGUGGCUGUGGCUGCGGUGGGGGAUGCGGGCGCCCGGCUGGUCUGCGGGUGGCUGGCGGACCAGGGCUGGGUGCCCCUCCCGCGGCUGCUGGCCGUGUUCGGGGCUCUGACAGGGCUGGGGCUGCUAGUGGUGGGACUGGUGCCUGUGGUGGGGAGCGAGGGGGACUGGGGGGGUCCCCUGCUGGCCGCGGCUAUGGCCUACGGGCUUAGUGCCGGGAGUUUCGCCCCGCUGGUUUUCGGCGUGCUCCCUGGGCUGGUGGGCCUUGGAGGUGUGGUGCAGGCCACCGGGCUGGUGAUGAUGCUGAUGAGCCUCGGGGGGCUGCUGGGUCCCCCCUUGUCAGGCUUCCUAAGGGAUGAGACAGGAGACUUCACUGCCUCUUUCCUCGUGUGCAGCUCCUUCAUCCUCUCCGGCAGUUUCAUCUACGUGGGGCUGCCCAGGGCGCUGCCCUCCUGCCGUCCAGCCUCACCUCCCGCCACUCCUCCUCCUGAGAUGGGGGAGCUGCUCCCAGUCCCAGUCCCGCAGGUUGCCCUGCUCUCCCCAGGAGGCCCUCACUCUACUCUGGACACCACUUGUUGA